AUGUCCAAGAACGAACCCAAGUUCAAAUCCGAGAUUCAGCGGAUGAUGUAUAUCGCCGGCGAAACCCAGGACCCCUCGGUCGAGACGAUCGCUGUAGUUGAAGAAAUCAUUCGAGACCAAGUUGUCUUAAUGCUAACCACUGCCAACGAACUUGCAUCCAGCCGCGGCGCGCGCUUCAUCUCUAAUGCAGACCUAUUCUUCCAGAUCCGACAUGACCAAGUGAGGCUGGGAAGACUCAUGAACCUUCUCCGAUGGAACAGGCUCCGCCUCAAGAGCAAAGCGGAAAGUGACAAGGGAGAUGCGGAACUCGCAGCAGUCCAGGAUCUGGCGGAGGUCCUCGAAGUCCCUCUGCCCGAGGUUGAAGAGCCAGAGGGUCUACUUUCUGGAUCUAACCAGGCGACUGUCGAAAGGCUCCGUCGCGCAGACCGGAUAACAAGAAGGAUGACUGCAAAGGAGUAUACGAGAUGGGCCGAGUCCCGCCGCCGGGCAUCCUUCAGCUAUCGCAAAAAACAGAAAUUCCGCGAAUGGUCUGGCCUAGGCGUCAUAGCCGAAACCGAGCCCAAGCACGACUGUCUGGACAUCCUCAGCUUCCUGGCAUGUGACAUGGUAGAGAGGUUGACCGAGAUGGCCCUGGCCAUUCAGGAGAACGAGCUGCAGCGGAAGGAUGGAGGAUCCAAGUCUUCGGUGAACAAAGUCCACGAGGGGCUUUUUACGACUGACGAUACUGAGAGAGAAGCUGUUGGUGUUGAACACGUGAGACAGGCUUUCCAGGUCACGCAGUUGAAGGCCCAGAAGAAGCGGCCAAGGCUGCACGGGGGCUCGGAGAAGGGUGGGCUACAAUUGAUCUAG
Molecule: messenger RNA, 849 nt
Organism: Fusarium keratoplasticum
Lineage: Eukaryota; Fungi; Ascomycota; Sordariomycetes; Hypocreales; Nectriaceae
Exons: 4
Coding region: 1-849 (282 amino acids)
Biological process (GO): transcription by RNA polymerase II
Cellular component (GO): SAGA complex
Molecular function (GO): protein heterodimerization activity; transcription coregulator activity
Source: RefSeq, a predicted model, not a curated record